Messenger RNA from Eurytemora carolleeae, 1338 nucleotides. RefSeq lists its product as uncharacterized. The transcript is spliced from 4 exons. The coding region runs from base 114 to 1202 and encodes 362 amino acids. The record is from RefSeq and is a predicted model, not a curated record. Lineage: Eukaryota; Metazoa; Arthropoda; Copepoda; Calanoida; Temoridae.
AUAGGUCAUUGAUUAUAUUAAAAACUAAAUUAUUGAACUUAAUAAGAUAAUGAAUUAAAAUUUCAACCCCAGGUCUCUUUACAUCUAUUAUCUUGCUUCUACUGGUGAUCAACAUGGUUGCUUUUGUCCUUUACAAGUUUAAGGAGAGUAUUUCAGCUGAAAACAUCAACAUCAACAUCCUUCUCAACCAGGAUAUUGUGCAACUACUCAGCGCCCUGGCAAUUCAGGCGAGCUUGCCAGUAGCUUGGCGAAGUGUCUUGUUCCCAAUACCUCUGAUAGUCGCGAAGGUCUCUAGAUAUGUUGGCUGCAUGAUAUGGUUUGUAGUCAUGAACCUGUUUCUCUGUAUCUCUACUUUCAGACUAUUCAUCAUAUUUAGGAAUGAUUGGAUCAUGGCCUUUGACCAGGAAAAAAUGAGUAAACGUUGCUUGGUCUAUGCUGUUGUUCUUGCCCUUCUUAUCUACCCUGGAUUUCUCUGUCUUGAUUUGUCAGGAGGAACUGUGCACAUUACUGAGGUAUAUUCAAGUGGUUGCACUGUAACAGCAGAAUCAGAUGUAUUGUUUUAUGUCAAUUUGGGACUGGCAAUUAGUUAUCUGGCAAUUUUCAUCAUCACCAACCUGUCUAUUCUUUGGUUUAUGAGGGACGAAGUAAACAUUUUUGAAGGUUUUAGAAUUAAGACAAUGACAAUUGGCUUGAUUUUUUUAGCAGUAACUCUGUUUGGAUGCAUGCUAUUAGUAUUUAAACCUAGAGAACCUAUCAUGAUCAUUGACCUGAAUGUGUCCAUACUUCUUCUGCUCUGCAUGUUUGCAAUAAAAGAGGGAUCAUUCACAGGACCAUUUAUCCUUGAGAAGCUACAUUGUCUUCUACAUUUACAGAAUUCCAGCAGUACACAUGAAUCUCUGGAAACUGCACAGAAUAGACUUGAUGAGGAUGAUGGCGGAAUAUUUAUGGGAAACCCUUCAAUAGUAACAAGUCAAUCUGGACUCUCAACAGGAAUUGCCGGAGUCCAAACAGGCACAUCUACAGGAAACAAACAUGAACCACUCUCUGCCUCCUUUUUACUUCAGAUGUCUGAUACACACCCUGACAACCUGCCUCCAGUAGAGAUAAGUUCAUCCUCCAACCUCAGACAAGGGGUAGUACCUCAACAAAGAAUCACCAAACUUCCUAAAUUAAUCUACAUCAGAGAAGCAUCACAUGAUUAAGUUGUUUAUAAUAUUUAUGUUUUACAGGGUGUCCCAUUAAAUUUGGGAAUUCAGUGAAAAUUUUAUAUCCUCUUUGAUCCAUGAGGCAUUUUUUCAUGAACACAAUUAUUGCCUUUUCCAGUUUAAACAUCUAAGA